Molecule: messenger RNA, 2354 nt
Organism: Owenia fusiformis
Lineage: Eukaryota; Metazoa; Annelida; Polychaeta; Sabellida; Oweniidae
Source: the annotation of a GenBank genome assembly
CAGUGAUGCAACUAAAAAGGUAGAUGAGAUUCUCGACUGCAGCGAUAACAAUAGCUUUAUAUUUCAAAGGAGCAGAAGGAUAUAAUAAUCGACGGGGACUGUUGACGUUAAGAUUGACCAGCUGAAAUAUAGAUCAAUAUUGAUUGUUCAACCGAAAAGUAUCACGUCAACCAAAAUAGGAUACACGAGAUUGAUCUAGUGGAAAUUUUUGAUCUGCGACUAUAUUUCAAAUUUAUAUAGACUAAAUCUACAAAAUAGACUUCCAUGUAUUCUUUUACUUACUCUAAUUUGGACAAACUUUAUCGGUGAUAUAGGUACCGCCCUUAGCUGUUGAAAAUCAAACUUUAAUAGUAAUUAAACGUGUUUGAUUACUGGAAUACAUGAAGAUGAUUUCAUUAUGAUUAUCAUGAUAAAAUCAAAUGCAUAAAACAACCGAUACUAGUACGAGUUAUAAGAAUAGAGAUAUGUGCAGUUAAGCGUCAUCAAAUCAGGAGGCAUUUCAAAGAUCGAAAGAUACAGUAAAUCGCAAUGACGUUAGUCUACAAGAAAAUGGAAACUGGACGAAUACUUUGAUAAGGGAUUAUAUGAUUGUUGGAACAUCAAAAACAGCUGUAAUUGAAAGUAUUGCAGUAACAUUGCCGCAAGCAACAAUGUCCCCAAUCGAGGCUGCUAUGGAAGCAGCCAAACAAGCUUGUUAUGAAACCGUCCUGACGCUACCCUACCCCGAUGACGGGAGGCUCUACUGUAACCGCACAUUCGAUUCCUGGGGGUGCUGGAAUGAUACACUGGCAGGUACCAAAGCCUACACCAAAUGUCCUGGUUUCAUCAAAGGAUUUGAUCCAGGGCUGUCGACGGCAUUCAAAGAUUGCAACAAGGAUGGGACCUGGUGGAGGCAUCCUAAAACCAAUAAAUCCUGGGCAAACUAUACUCCCUGUGUAAAUAUGGGGGAUUUUGAGAAGAACAGAAUGUUGAUUUACACUUUCAUUUCCGGCUACACAGUGUCUAUACUAGCACUUGCGGUGUCACUUGGAAUAUUCUGCUUUUUCAAGCAGUUGCAGUGCGAUAGAAUAACCUUACACAAGAAUCUGUUCGUCUCCUACAUCUUAACUGGUCUCGUUUGGAUCCUGUAUUAUGUUUUUGCUGCAUUAGAUGCGCAAGUACUCAUUGAUAAUCCAUGGUGGUGCAGAGCUCUCCAUGUAAUAUGUUCAUACUUCACCGCUUGUAACUUCCUAUGGAUGUUCUGCGAGGGAUUAUAUCUUCAUACCAUAAUUGUUUGUACGUUUACUUCGGGAAAAACACUUAUGAUUGUUUGCUAUCUACUAGGGUGGGGAUUGUCAAUCAUAAAUACAACUAUCUACACAAUCAUUCGUUCAACACAUCCAACUGAAUCACAAAGAUGUUGGACUGAUGAAAGUGAACUUAUGUAUAUCAAUGCCGGGACGUGUAUUGCCUCAAUACUGAUUAAUAGUGUAUUCCUUAUAAGCAUCAUCAGAGUGUUGAUCACCAAGCUACGAGCAGUUAACUCGCCCGAUACUAACCAAACAAGGAAGGCCACUCGAGCGAUCCUGAUUCUGGUUCCACUACUUGGUCUCCAGUACCUAUUCAUUCUAUACCGUCCAGAUACAGAUGAGAGAGGACUCCAAAUAUAUUCCAUUAUUUCAGCAUUCGUCACGUCAUUUCAGGGCUUAUUCGUGGCGUGUAUCUACUGCUUCUUCAAUGGAGAGGUAAUUGCUAUUAUGAAACGGAAGUGGGGCCAACAUAAGCUAAUGCGAGGGGGAAGAAGAGGAAGUAGUAGACGGGGGACAUUAUACUCCACGCAGAUCACAUCAGGCGAGGUCCCAAAACCCACCGAAAGUCAUGUCAACACGGAUCUGUAGUACAUCAGUAGUUCACAGUGAGGAACACUGCGGCUAAAAUGAUGUGCUGGAGCCAGAUAUAGUUGUAAAUGGGUGAAACGAUAUCUGUCAUAUUUAAUAAAGGAUAGCUGACACGUCGUGUUGUAAAAGCCAGACACGACGUAACGAGGAUGCCUUAUUAUUCAUUAGUACAGAAUAGUACUGAUCAUGAAUGUUAGACAGUUUGUUCUAAGAUUAUUGUAUAAUAUUGGUUGGACCAAAACCGACCUUGAUUCGGUGUUACCAAUAGACGAUAGCUACUGUAAGCGAAUCCAAUGGACCAUGUAUAUGUACAUUAAAAUGGAUAUAUCUAGUCAUUUUCAAAAGCAGCCAUUUGUUCAAACUAGUUCCGAGAUAUGUUAUAUUUGUGUAAUAAAUUGUGUCUAUCAUAGCUUUUAUAAAUAACCUCGAUGAGGAUUCAAAUGUAAAUACAUUUACAAAAGCCGAUCCAGAGGUUCU